This is a messenger RNA of Wallemia ichthyophaga EXF-994, 1392 nucleotides long. Its product is annotated as Pre-mRNA-splicing factor PRP46. Bases 1 to 1392 code for a protein of 463 amino acids. The transcript is spliced from 4 exons. The record is from RefSeq and is a predicted model, not a curated record. Gene Ontology annotation, molecular function: protein binding. Gene Ontology annotation, biological process: mRNA splicing, via spliceosome. NCBI's taxonomy places the organism in Eukaryota, Fungi, Basidiomycota, Wallemiomycetes, Wallemiales, Wallemiaceae. Gene Ontology annotation, cellular component: catalytic step 2 spliceosome; Prp19 complex; precatalytic spliceosome.
AUGGCAGCCAGCAGCCAGCUACCAUCACUAAACGAACUAAUAAAUAAGAAUCUCAAGAGAGGCAGGGAGCUGUUCUAUGCAGAUUUAGAUUUAGACUUGAGCGCGGAGACUGGGGUCAAUGAGGCUGGAAAUAAAGCAAAGCUUGCUUCGAAGAUAGCGGACGAAUACACUGCCGCUCAGAAUCUCCCGCCUUCACUCGCUGCCCAGGCGGGACCACGAGGCAAGAAGACGCGCAAGGCAGACGGGGCAGAAGCGGGCGAGGUAUCGCAACCGACGCAGAGAGCCAUUGAAGGAAGCACGCAGCAGGACGCCCACGAUUCACUCAUCCUGCACAAGUCCUUCCCCAAGGGCGCGAGUGGGGUUAGAAGUGGGAGUGAGAGUGCAAGUAUGAGUGCACCAUCCACCAGCGCGUCUACCACCAGGCUCAGCCAGCAGCUGAUAAACCUCAAAACGCAAACGCAAGCGAAACCAGAUUACCACCCACAAUGGAAGCUUAUGCGUGUCAUUUCGGGUCAUCUAGGUUGGGUGCGCUGUGCAGCAGUCGAGCCCGACAACAACUGGUUUGCGACUGGCGCCGGAGACCGAGUGAUAAAGAUCUGGGACAUGGCCAGCGGCGAGUUGAAGUUAUCUUUAACAGGUCACAUAUCCACAGUGCGCGGUUUGGCCAUUUCCAACCGCCACCCGUACCUCUUCUCGUGCGGGGAGGACAAAUUGGUGAAAUGCUGGGAUCUCGAAGCUAAUAAGGUGAUACGACACUACCACGGUCAUCUCUCGGGUGUUUAUAGCAUGGCUGUUCACCCUACUCUAGAUCUCCUCGUCACUUCCGGUCGCGAUAGUGUAGCGCGUGUGUGGGAUAUGCGCACUAAGGCUCCCGUACACGUCCUGGCUGGUCAUAAAGGCACAGUAGGCUGCGUCGCCACUCAGGAUAGUGACCCGCAAAUAAUCACCGGCUCUAUGGACUCCACGGUGAAAUUGUGGGAUCUCGCUGCAGGUAAGGCUAUGACUACACUCACUCAUCACAAGAAAAGCGUACGUAGCUUGGCUGUUCACCCAACUGAAUACUCCUUCGCUAGUGGCAGCGCUGGUGGAAAUAAUAUCAAAAAGUGGAAAUGUCCGGAGGGGCAGUUUGUGCAUAAUUUCAGCGGUCACGAUUCUAUUAUAAAUAGUCUGGCUGUUAAUCCUGAUGGAGUACUCUUUUCUGGUGCUGAUAACGGUAGUAUGACCUUCUGGGAUUACAAAACAGGUCUGCCGUUCCAGUCCAUGUCAGACAUUCCUCAACCCGGUUCAUUGGACGCUGAAGCCGGCAUCUUCUGCUCGACGUUCGACCAGACGGGAUCGAGGUUGAUCACUGGGUGUGCUGAUAAGACUAUUAAGAUGUACAAAGAGGUCUAA